This is a messenger RNA of Drosophila rhopaloa, 1441 nucleotides long. Its product is annotated as fibrillin-2. The transcript is spliced from 3 exons. The record is from RefSeq and is a predicted model, not a curated record. Lineage: Eukaryota; Metazoa; Arthropoda; Insecta; Diptera; Drosophilidae. The coding region runs from base 96 to 1367 and encodes 423 amino acids.
GACGAUUAGUCGAAGUGCAACUACAGCCGCCAGCGGACGUGGACGUGGGCGCACCAUCAAUCUCCAUUCGUAAUCCGUAAUCAAGUGACAUCACCAUGAGGUCAUCGUCGUGCCAGCUGCUGUGCCUGGCUGUUCUAAUGGCCAUCUGCUCCCUGGGCCAGGGACAAUUCAAGACGUCUGGCAUCAAGACGCGCCAGCCGCCAUCGGGAAACCUGCAGCUUUCCGGAAAUAGUAGUGAGUUUGGGUGGAGCAACUACAACCAAACGAACUAUGCCUGGAACAGCAGUCAAAACCGGAGUAACUACGGCUGGAGCAGUCAAAAUCAUAUGGGCCAGGGAUCCGGUGGAUUUGUGGCCGCCGAGACAUACCAACCGGCCACCCUUCCCCCGCUCUAUGGACACUAUGUGCAGGCGGUGACUCCGCCGGUUCAUCGUGCACCCCAAAUCCUCGAUGAAACGGCCCUGUUCAUCAACAAAACCCGAUCUGGCAUGGCCAGCGGCGUCUGCUUCAAGGAAGUUCCAACCGCUUCCCUUGUGCGCAAUUCCGGGGAUAAGUUCGUGGGCAAUGGCACCACCCCGGACAUGAGUCGCAUCGAGGUCUGCUGCGAGGGCUACGAACGCAAUCCGCACAUUUACCGCCGCUGCGAGCCCAUCUGCGCGGACGACUGCCCCAAUGGAAUCUGCACGGCGCCCAACACCUGUGUCUGCAUCCCUGGCCAUGUACGCACCUUCGAGGGCAAGUGCAUCUCCACCUGCCCCCUGGGCUGUGGCAACGGGGUGUGCGACGAGAACAACGCGUGCAAGUGCCGCGAAGGCUACUCCCUGGAGCCCGUGAGUGGCAAGUACUGCCAGCCGGACUGCAAACCCGGCUGCUCCUUCGGCCGCUGCGUGGCGCCCAACAAGUGCGCCUGCCUCGAAGGAUACCGCCCGGCCGCCGACGGAUCCUGCGAACCAGUCUGCGACAGCUGCGAGAAUGGACGGUGCACGGCCCCAGGACACUGCACCUGCAACGAGGGCUACCUCAAGCUCCAAGGACGCUGUGAGCCCAUCUGCUCCACACCCUGCAAGAACGGACGCUGUAUUAGUCCGGACACCUGUGAGUGCACCUCCGGAUUCGAGUGGGACCGGAAGAAGUCGGAGUGCCUGCCGAAGUGCGACCUGCCCUGCCUCAAUGGCGUCUGCGUGGGCAACAACCAGUGCGAGUGCAAGACGGGAUACGUGAAGGACGACCACCAGGGGAACAUCUGCCAGCCCCACUGCUCCCAGGGAUGCCCCAACGGAUUCUGCAGUGCCCCCAACUUCUGCAUCUGCAGGCCGGGAUUCAUCAAGAGCGGCAUUAAGGGACGCCAGACGUGCCAGGCCGUCUAAGUGGGACUUCCAAUCUUUAUUGUUUCUUCUUAGUUGAAAUUAAAUAGACGUCCGAUCAGGGCAUUGAACUCGUA